This is a messenger RNA of Micromonas commoda, 1518 nucleotides long. RefSeq lists its product with no specific name. The transcript has a single exon. The record is from RefSeq and is a predicted model, not a curated record. Gene Ontology annotation, molecular function: protein binding. The coding region runs from base 1 to 1518 and encodes 505 amino acids. Lineage: Eukaryota; Viridiplantae; Chlorophyta; Mamiellophyceae; Mamiellales; Mamiellaceae.
AUGGUUGACGGCCGGGUGGAGGUGCUCGGGUUGGGGAGCUGGGGACCAUGCGCGGUGCCGGCGGAGAUUGGGCGUCUGAGUGCGUUGAGGGAGUUGGACCUCUACAACAGCCAGCUGACGAGCGUGCCGGCGGAGAUCGGGCAGCUCACGUCGCUGGAGAAGUUGAACCUCUACUGCAACCAGCUGACGAUCGUGCCGGCGGAGAUCGGGCAGCUCGCGUUGCUGGAGAGGUUGCGCCUCGGCGGCAGUAAGCUGACGAGCGUGCCGGCGGAGAUCGGGCAGCUCACGUCGCUGGUGGAGUUGAACCUCGGCGGCAAUCGGCUGACGAGCGUGCCGGCGGAGAUCGGGCAGCUCACGUCGCUGGAGAAGUUGAACCUCUACUGCAACCAGCUGACGAUCGUGCCGGCUGAGAUCGGGCAGCUCGCGUUGCUGGAGAGGUUGAACCUCGACGGCAAUCAGCUGACGAGCGUGCCGGCGGAGAUCGGGCAGCUCACGUCGCUGACGGAGUUGGACCUCGGGCGCAACAAGCUGACGAGCCUGCCGACAGAGAUCUGGCAGCUCACGUCGCUGACGUGCUUGCACCUCCAAGGCAAUCAGCUGACGAGCGUGCCGGCGGAGAUCGGGCAGCUCGCGUCGCUGAAGGGGUUGGACCUCUACAACAAUCAGCUGACGAGCGUGCCGGCGGAGAUCGGGCAGCUCGCGUCGCUUGAGAAGUUGCGCCUCGACAACAACCAGCUGGCGAGCGUGCCGGCGGAGAUCGGGCGGCUCACGUCGCUGACGGAGGUGGACCUCAGCUUCAAUCGGCUGACGAGCGUGCCGGCGGAGAUCGGGCAGCUCACGUCGCUGACGGAGUUGCACCUCCACAUCAACAAGCUGACGCGCGUGCCGGCGGAGAUCGGGCAGCUCGCGUCGCUGGUGAGGUUGCGCCUCGACAACAACCAGCUGACGAGCGUGCCGGCGGAGAUCGGGCAGCUCACGUCGCUGGAGUGGUUGGGCCUUGGCGGCAAUCAGCUGACAAGCGUGCCGGCGGAGAUCGGGCAGCUCGCAUCGCUGGAGAGGUUGUUACUCUACGGCAACCAGCUGACGAGCGUGCCGGCGGAGAUUGGGCAGCUCACGUCGCUGGAGUGGUUGGGCCUCAACGGCAAUAUACUGACGAGCGUGCCGGCGGAGAUCGGGCAGCUCACGUCGCUGAAGGAGUUGUACCUCCACGGCAAUGAGCUGACGAGCGUGCCGGCGGAGAUCGGGCAGCUCACCUCACUGCAGAGGUUGUACCUCGGCGACAAUCAGCUGACGCGCGUGCCGGCGGAGAUCGGGCAGCUCACGUCGCUGACGGUGUUGGGCCUCAACAGCAACCAGCUGUCGAGCCUGCCGGCGGAGAUCGGGCAGCUCACGUCGGUGGAGAGGUUGGACCUCAGGUGCAAUGAGCUGACGAGCGUGCCGGCUGCGAUACGCGAGCUCAGAGCGGCUCCUUGUUUCUGCUCCUUGUUUCUGGAUGACGGCGUGACGGUGGACGAGUAG